GACCCCGCCAUCAGUCAGCCCACUAGGUCGUACGGAGACCAAAAUGUUGAGAAGUACCGGACUUUUGGCGAUCCCUCACUAAGCGGAGAGUUUUCCUUCCCCUCUAUUAUUCUCCUUUUCCCUCUUUCUCUUCCUUCUCUCAUUCAUACACCCUUUGGUCAGUCAAUUCCUACACUUUUGUCUGGUCUUUCUCACUAA
Penicillium coprophilum is the source of this 198-nucleotide messenger RNA. RefSeq lists its product as uncharacterized. NCBI's taxonomy places the organism in Eukaryota, Fungi, Ascomycota, Eurotiomycetes, Eurotiales, Aspergillaceae. The record is from RefSeq and is a predicted model, not a curated record. The annotation marks the transcript as partial. The transcript has 2 exons.